Molecule: messenger RNA, 1298 nt
Organism: Cuscuta campestris
Lineage: Eukaryota; Viridiplantae; Streptophyta; Magnoliopsida; Solanales; Convolvulaceae
Source: the annotation of a GenBank genome assembly
GCGUGGGAUCAGCUGCAAAUCACGCGGGCUAACGUGCGCGCGGGCAGCGCAUGUUAAAUUGCGUUACCCUUCUCCUAUAGUGGGGGGUUCGCAGAGCGCACCAUAGCCAUUUCUCUCUCUUUCAGAUUUUCAGAUUUUUUAAUCGAUCGGCGCCUCAAUGGCCGCACCUCCGGCGAGAGCGAGAGCUGACUACGAUUAUCUCAUCAAGCUCCUCCUCAUCGGCGAUAGCGGUGUGGGCAAGAGUUGUCUACUCUUGCGUUUCUCAGAUGGUUCCUUCACUACAAGUUUUAUCACCACCAUAGGGAUUGACUUUAAGAUACGAACAAUUGAGCUGGAUGGAAAGCGUAUCAAACUUCAAAUUUGGGACACUGCUGGUCAAGAACGGUUCAGAACCAUCACUACUGCAUACUAUCGGGGUGCCAUGGGUAUUUUGCUGGUUUAUGAUGUAACAGAUGAAUCCUCUUUUAACAAUAUAAGGAACUGGAUCAGAAAUAUUGAGCAACAUGCCUCCGACAAUGUAAACAAAAUACUUGUGGGAAACAAAGCUGACAUGGAUGAAAGCAAAAGGGCUGUCCCUACCGCUAAAGGCCAAGCACUUGCUGAUGAGUAUGGGAUCAAGUUCUUUGAAACUAGUGCCAAAACAAAUCUUAAUGUGGAACAAGUUUUCUUUUCAAUAGCGAAGGAUAUAAAGCAAAGGCUUUCAGACACUGACUCAAAGGCAGAGCCCACACCAAUCAAGCUGGUUCAAGCUGACCAGGGGUCAUCGUCUGGUCAACCUGCCCAAAAAUCUGCUUGCUGUGGCUCAUAAGGUGGCCUAGUCGAAUGAGAAAAAGAGUAGUACUAUCGCCCAUUUUAACCAUGGUUAUAUAUACUCCUUGCCAUGGGAGCAAUGAAUGAAUCAAGGACUGGAAAUGGACUAACUUUGAUGACAAAAAACACAUUGGGAGCUUUGUAUUUUCUUUAUUUUAGUUUUUUACCGUUUUUUGAAGUCUUGUGUGUGGAAAGAUAGAUCCUUUUGUUUAUUUGAGACCCUCUUUUUUGGGCACUUCAUUUCCCUUCCCUCUCCACAUGGCUUUGGCUUACCCACAAUUAUUUUAAUUAGGGUACAAUUUAUAUUUUGAAACUUCUCAUAUUAUUAUAAGUACUUUUGUAUUACUACCAAAAAUCUAUGUCUUCCUUUCUAGUUGGAUUAUGAUUUGGUCUGCCCAUUUUCUCCCCCUCUUGUCAUCUAAACCAGUAAGUAUGAUGUGUUCUGGUUUUGGUAAUUUAAAUAAACCAAAUCAAGACUGGCGUUUUAG